Messenger RNA from Papaver somniferum (opium poppy), 2112 nucleotides. RefSeq lists its product as uncharacterized. NCBI's taxonomy places the organism in Eukaryota, Viridiplantae, Streptophyta, Magnoliopsida, Ranunculales, Papaveraceae. The transcript has 3 exons. The record is from RefSeq and is a predicted model, not a curated record. Gene Ontology annotation, molecular function: zinc ion binding. Bases 1 to 2112 code for a protein of 703 amino acids.
AUGGAUCGUCAUUUUCUCUGUGUGGUUAUCCGGGGUACCGAUGCGUGUCCAUACCAAGUUAGUACGAAGUCAACAGUUGAUGAGUUGAAGGCGCAUGUCUGUUCUUAUUGGAAUAUCAUUUUACCGGACUCAAUUCAGUUUGUAUUUGACUAUGAGGGGAGAAGAAAUAUUGUUGACAGUGAUGUGAAGCUCUGUUCUUUCUUGUCAUUGUGUAUUCUUAACCAGUUGUCUUUCUUGGAGCUUCGUUUAUUUGAACGUGUUCCUAUUCGUGCUCCUGAUUUUGUUCGUGAACCUACUACGAGCGAGUUUCGUUUAGCACCAUACCCUAGCAGAGAUCACAGUAAAGUUACUCCUACAUCUACAACGACGGAGUUUAUUUUAGCUCAGUCACCUAUUCCUUCCUCUCAAGAGCUUGUUUCUUCUCAAGAUAUCCCCAUGUCUCAAGAACGUACAUACAAUGAAAAGUUGGCAAUUAAAAGAUCUUGCAAGGCGGCUGAAUGGGAGUUUAUUAUAAAAGGUGUUGGUCAAGAUUUUUAUGGAGGACGAGAUGAAGCUCGUCUUUUUGUUGAGAAACAUAACCAUUUUUUUGGUCGCAGGGUGAGAGUCGUCAAGAGAAAUCCAGAACGACAUACGGUGGAAUGUUAUUACAAGGAGAAAUUGGAAUGCGACUGGAUGUUCCAUGCAGCUCCCAAGACUUCCAAUGUGAAGGGUAAAUUAUUCCUCAAGGCCUAUAACGGGGAACAUAAAUGUUGUGCUGGUUAUAGUGAUGGAACAAAGGAUGAUCGGGUUACGCGCGAACUUAUCAAGAGUUUGAUAUUUGAGCAGAUUGAACAGAAUCCCAACAAGAAAGUCAGGGAUAUUGUUAGAGAACUUAAAAGUGAUUAUGGGUUGGAAGUGAGCUACGAUCAGGCGCAUGCCGGGAAAGAAUUAUGUUUCAAGGAAUUGUAUGGCGAGGACAUUAAAUCAUACACUGACUUGAGAUGGUGGUGUGAAGCCGUGAAGAAACACGAUCCAGGUAGUAGGGCUGAUUUAGUUGUUGAAGAUGGCGAGUUUAAGAGUUUGUUCUUAGCCUUCGAUGCUUGCAUCUCUGGUUUCGAAUAUUGUCGCCCGGUACUGUGCUUGGAUGCAACUUUCCUAACUGGAAAAUUUAGGGGUUGUCUUAUGGCGGCUACCGGGAAGAAUGCGAAUAAUGGAAUAUUUCCUCUGGCAUAUGGUAUCGUAUCAGCUGAAACUGUUGAGAAUUGGCAUUGGUUCUUGAAGAAACUAGAAUCUAUCUUGGGUCCUCGUGUACUAACUUUUAUUUCGGAUCUCCAUGAGGGUUUGAUCCAAGGGAUUCGUGAUGUUUUCCCAACUUUAUAUCAUUCUUGGUGUUACCAGCAUUUGAAGAAUAAUGUCCGCAGUAAGACCAACAAGAAAAAGGGAGAGCAUUGUGCUGCGAUGGGUUUGUUCAAAGAAUGUUUCUAUUCAUCGACUCAUGAAGGAUUUGAUCAGGGUAUGCAAAAGUUGAAGGAUAUGGGAUGUGAUGGUCUUCACAAAUUCUUGAGUGAGAUUCCAGUGGAAUGUUGGUCCAAUGCACAUUGUCUGGGCUGUCGUUACGGCGACAUGUGUUCAAACAUUGCAGAGUCCUUUAACUCUUGGAUCAAGGAAGCAAAAGGUAUGCCUAUUGCAACACUUGUUAACUGGAUCAGACUUAAAAUUAUGGAACAGAUGAGUACAAGGAAGAGGAAGGGGGCGACGUAUAAAGGAUUCAUUUGUCCCAGGCUAGAGAAAAAAGUGUUGGCUUCCAUUCGUGAUGGUGUCCAGUGGAGAAUAACCAAGUCUGGUGACAUGGAGUGGGAAGUUUUUGAUGGAAAGCACACGCACGUUGUUAAUAUUGCGAAGUUUCAGUGCAGCUGUAGGGUUUGGUUUACUGAGCAGUUCCCUUAUGAUCACGCUAUUGCGUGUAUGCAUUCAAAUAACAUCAAUGUUUACGAGUACAUUAAUCCGUAUUUCAGCAUUGCUAGCUUCCGUUCUUCGUAUGAUCGUCCUAUCAAGCCCAUUCCUGAUUACGAGAAGCCUAUUGAUGUUUCUACUGGAGAUCUCGUGAACCCACCAACUGUCGUAGGAAAAUAA